GAUGAUAAAGGAGUACAAAACGCUUGCCAAACCUUCUGGAACCUGUCCAUUGGUAUCAAUAUACGAAUCGGUAUUGAAAGGUCACAUGAAUAAUCUGGAUUUGACUCUUCCCGCGGAGAAUGUCCCACAAUUAGGGACAUCGGUCAGCCAAUAUACUGGACCAACAAAUAUCGAAAAGGCAAUAAACCAUUUCCCACUAUCUACACCAGCAGGUAGCUCUUCACUUCUAGCCCAGCCUGUAAUGCGCAACCCCAGCAUUGUGCCAACAUACGAAGGUGGUCUCGAAACCCAUCCGAAUCUUCUCCCCGAUACGAGUCUGUUUGAUAGCCUUUCAUUUCUCGACACAGCAGACUGCUCUCAUCAAUCCGAACAGUUUCUGGCAAAUCUAGGCAUUUCUAACGAGAUAGCCCCGUUUGAUAUCGAAGCUCUUUUCGCUCGAUGA
Messenger RNA from Periconia digitata, 442 nucleotides. NCBI's taxonomy places the organism in Eukaryota, Fungi, Ascomycota, Dothideomycetes, Pleosporales, Periconiaceae. The record is from the annotation of a GenBank genome assembly.